AUGCGAAGGCCAGGCAAGCCUGGAUCAGGGCGCAGCCAGAGACAUGACGCAUUUGUUGUGUCCGGGCUCUUGGGUGUUUUGCUUCUAGCCGGCCACAGCUGCGUGAGCAGCAGCUUCUUUUUGCCAGCAGAGCCCGACAGCGCGACGGCGCGGCGCGCAGUGGCCACGGAUGCCACCAGCGAGGUGGCGGAGUGGAGGAGGCCGCCGGGAGACCCCAAGCCCGAGCAGCGUUGGGGCUUGUGGCCCGCCCUGCCUAUUGCUCCGUACGAGCGACGCGUGACGCUGCGCUACGAGGUGAUCCCAGGAGAGCUUUGGACCUUUGAGCAGAAGCAGGGCAUCCUGUACAUCCACGUUCCCAUUCGCAUGACCGUGUAUCGAAUGCAGACGCGGCCUGGGCUCUUUGUCUACGCCCCAAUCGCCCCUACGGACGAGUGCGUCCGAUUACUCCGGGAACUCGAGGACCAGUACGGAGAAGUGGCGUACAUCGUUCUCCCCACCGUGGCGGUAGAGCACAAGUACUUUGUGGGGCCCUUCUCUCAAGCCUUUCCAAAGGCCCAGGUCUGGGUCUGCCCUGGGCAAUUCUCCGUUCCACUGCAGCUCCCCCUGCCCCUGCUCGGCUUCCCCUGGGACGCCCGCCUACGCACGCUUCCCAAAGCUUCAGGCACAGACCUGCCGGAAGACUGGCAGAAGGAAGGGUUGGACUUCCGCAUCCUUGGGCCUGUCGGCAAAGACCUGAACAACGGCCCUUUCGCUGAAGCGGCCUUUUACAUCCGUAGGCUUCGAACCAUGCUGGUAACAGACUUGGUCGUCUCUGUGCCUGCAGAGCCUCCAGAGAUCGUCGCCGAGGAGCCAAGGGCUCUGGCCUUCCAUGCGCGCGACGAUGCCACCCAACCUCUGGAGGCCUCGGACGAGGCGCUGCUUCGUGGCUGGCGCCGCAUGGCUUUGUUCGCGCUUUUUUUCCAAUCUUCUGCGAUCGAGCCUGAGCCGGUGUCGAAAGCCCUCGAGGAUGCGCUGAACUCCCCAGCCAAGGACUUGGGCUGGGGCGGCUUGCUCCCAUGGAGCUUCAACGAGGACUGGAAAAAGUCCUUCGACGCGCUUCGGGGGCCUUUUGGGAGUGGUGGUCUAGUGGUGGCCCCGAUCCUGUCGGAGCUGAUCUUGAAUCGCUAUUUGUCCACAGAUGUUUGGCCUUUCGUCGAGGACAUCGUCAGCUCGUGGGACUUUGAUCGCGUGAUUCCCGCGCACUUCGAGGCCCCUGUGCCUGCGACUGGCCAGGACUUCCGCGACGCUUUUCGCAGAUCUUUCGGUGAGCCAAAGCCCUCCGGGCCCUUGGCUGCCGUGGAACAACAUCAUGCAGCUACCAGCAUGCUGAUGGAACCGGAAUGCCAUGGAAUCGCACAGCAAGAGCUGUGCUCUGUGAAUGGGCUACCGAAUGCCUCUUCGGGAGGACAAGUAGAACAGCACUGCUUGCUGUGCUUCUCAGACAGAGUGAUGGCCAACUUUCUGAGGAAGGAGAGCGACAGAGCAAGAAUGCAGAUGGAAAAGAAGAGCUUGACGGAAGCAAGAACGACAGACAUUGCCUUAUUGGCAUUCUCUACUUACGAUACCCAAACAAAGCACAACUUAGCAUCCAAAGUGCUCACAGGCUUGCGGCCCGAAUACCUGCGCUCUGUGCUGCAGCGCAACGAACUACAACUGCAGUUUGCCAGGCAGGUCGAGCGCUGGCAGGAGUUCCUAACUCCUGGGCAGUACCACCACCUUACAGCGAACUACCUGUCCUUCGCCACCGAGACAUCUUCUCCGAACUUGUUGGUCCGAGCCCGCGAGUUCCAGGAGUGCACUGGUGGCCGGAUCGUUUUUUCCGAGGCGUUGAAUAUCUGGGAGGAUCCCAUCAGGGACCUGGGCACCAAGGACAGUCCAGGUCUUGGGAUCUAUCACGGAUAUAUGAUGAGCUACUCUCACUAUCCGGAAGCGAGUCAUCUGGGAUUGGUCGAGGCUCUUCAUCCGCGUCUUGCCCGGUCUAAUGAGGCCCUGCAAUGGGAGAGCGUUUUCCCGCAGGCGCACCUUCGUACUCACUGCAGGAGAAAUGGCACCGACCAGUUGGACUUCCUUAUGUACGACGGCGACUUUUUCGUCCCAAUCGUAAGAUUAGACUUGCUGGAACGGGACAAUGUUCCAUUGCCCAACACGUGGGACGAAGCCCUCGCUGUUGCUGCAAGAUACAAUGGCACCGACCUCAACGAAGACGGCGAGCCAGACUUUGGUUUCUGCCACUUUCCACGGGAAGGUGCCGGGUACUGGGAUUGGUGGUGGGCUGAGAUUGUUUAUGCUAUUUGGGCGACCUACUCUCAGACCCAGGACACUUCCCAGGGCUUCCUGUUCGACAAGCAGACGAUGAUGGGAGCGGUGGUUGAAAUCCGGAACCGCAACCCCUUCCAUUCCUUCCAACGCAAAAGGAAGGGAAUGCUCUUGGUGUUGGUGCUCCCACUUCAAGAAAUCGACAGCCAUUUCAGAAAAGGCAUCUUCCUCAACGGCAUCGGGCGGAAGAAUUCAAGCGGCCACGUCAUCUGGCAACCCACCAUGCAGGAUGGCAGCUACGCAGAUCCCUAUCGCUUCAAGCCUUUCGGAAGCACAAGGGUGGAGGCCGAUGGCGUCAUGAAGGAGUGCACCGACUAUGUCUGCCCUCACGGGGAGGCUAUCCCACUUCGAGGCCAUCAUGGUCCUAACGACCGUGCGCGGGUGCUUCCCCCGUCUCCGCUUGCUGGGCGGCGGAUUAACAGAGCCCCCUUCUUCUGGAGCGGCGGCUUGGGACUUCUGAUACGGAGGUCAGCUCCCGAAGUGCUCAAAGAUAUGUUGUGGGAUUUCAUGGUCUACACCAACAGCCCCCACACAGCAGACGAGGACGUUGCAAAGUACGCCAGUUGGUUAGACUCCUGGCGGAGCACGCAGCUUCCUCCUGAUGGCGCAAACUUCCUUGAAGCAGGUUGGUCGCAGGAAGCAUAUGCGGAGCACCGCGCGGUGAUGUUGUGGGCACUCUCUGAGACCGGCAACGGCGCGUUCAACCUUCGACUGCCAGGUGCCAAGGUGUACACACACACGGUUCUGGCAACAGACAUGGCCUACUACAUUGCUGACGCCAUUGAUGAGACAGAGUUGAUUCGACGCGUCGAUGCAGGUUGGCGGUCAGAGACCCAAGAGCGCGGUAAGUUGGAUCAGCUUGCGAUCUAUCGCGCCACCUUGGGUCUAGAUGAGUUGUCGGAGUAUGACCUAUGUCUCCUACAUCGUGAAGAGAUGGAUUCCCGGGAUCCGACUGUGUGCCCCUUGUUCUUCCCGAAUUCCGACGGAGUUUAUCUCACCGCUUUGGUUGUCAUUCUCAGCCUGAUGGUGUUCUCUGGCAUCUUUGCGGGCGUUGCGUACGUGUACAGUACGGCCCAAGCCAAGAAGCGCCUCCUCAAGGAGAAAGAGGAGCAGCUGGAGAACACCGUGCAGCGGGGCUUGUCCACGGUAAAAGAGCUCGGAUACCCAAUGUCAGUGAUCCGCGCAAAGGAUUUUGUGGAGCUGAGCAGCGACAUGCUGGAGAGCUGCCACGAGGGCCUCCGGGAUCUGGGCUUGCUCAGGGUGCUGGACAGCACGGAGGAGAUAUCCCAUUUUCACAUGAUGGGGAAUCACAUCGUCUUCUUCAGCUAUCACUGGCCAUCCUGGGACCGCUUUGGCCCAGACAACAUCCAGCGACGGGCCAUGGAUCACGCCCUCGAGCUCUUUGGGCAAAAGGUUGGUGCAUCCUUGGAGACCAUUUUUGUCUGGCUGGACAUCGUCUCCAUCCCUCAGAAGCAUCGUGGGGUCCAAGUGCUUGCAAUCAACUCUUUGUAUGUCUACGCAUCCUCCGUUGACGCCCUGAUAAUCAUCGCGCCACCUACGCUCCAUGAGCAGACGGGUGAAUCACUUGGCUUGGACACGUACAAGACGCGUGUGUGGACGCGUGUCGAGCAAGUUGCACACCUGUCGGCGCAUGGAAUCGACAGCUUAUUCUUCUACAAGUCUGGAUCUUACCAUCAGCCUACUGUUCUGCACAGAGAGACAGCUGCAGGCCAACUGGCUUGGAGCCAGUCGAUCUCAAAUGGAUGGAGGACAAGUGAACUUGUGAUUGCGGAUCACAGCCGUGAUCGUGAGCAGCUUGUUCUGCCAUUGAUCGGCCUCUACUACCGCGUGGCUGCUGCGGAGAGACGUGGUGUUGACAGUAACGAGGGAACGGGGAUCCUGUACGGCAUGAUGCAGCGGAAGCGGGAAGCGAUUUUCCCUCGAACCUUUGACCACAUCUCCUUGAAGGAUGGAGUCGAGGCAGCGAACUGA
Symbiodinium natans is the source of this 4347-nucleotide messenger RNA. NCBI's taxonomy places the organism in Eukaryota, Dinophyceae, Suessiales, Symbiodiniaceae. The record is from the annotation of a GenBank genome assembly.